AUGAACCUCCCCACGAUACCGCGAUUGUUCAUCGUCGCGUUGAUAUGCUUCACGACACAGGUUGCUGCUGAUGUAGCACAGCCAGCGGGACUAUUAGAGGAUUCUGCGCAAUGUGCAAUUAGUUGCCUGACUAAACUGCUUGGAUCGCCAGUCUUUUCCCCCGCGAAUAAAGAAUUGCUAUGCAGCGAUAAAGACUUGAGUGAUUCGGUCACAGACUGCGUGCGGAAGGCCUGUACGGUGAGAGAGCUGCUGGACUUUCUCAAUUCUGAACAACGAAUGUGCGGGAGACCAGAUCUUGACAAUGACCACAACAUCAGAGCUAUCAACUUUUUAAUCCUCGGGAUCGCUGUCGCGGCGGUGACACUACGCAUAGUGUCCAAAGCCUAUCGGUUUACGAGAUGGGGUGCCGACGACUAUCUGAUUAUUGCGGCAGCAGUUUUCACGGCCAUACAAUGCAGUAUCAUGAUCGCAAUGACCUACGAAGGUUUGGGUCAUAAUAUUUGGACUCUUGAUGACAGUUCAAUCACAAAGUUCUUGACGUAUCUGAUCGUUGUCGAAAUCGCCUAUGUCCUUAGCCUAUACCUCCUCAAAGUCUCUAUCCUGUGGUUCUUUUACCGAACGUUCCCCAGUGUAGGGUUCCAAAGGAUUGUCAUAUGGACGAUAGUCUUCAAUACUCUGUCGGCAGUAUGCAUUUGUGUAUCUGCAGGAUUCCAAAGUUUUCCAAAAGAUCCAACACAGGAGCGUUGGAAAGACGAAUCCUCGCGGCGUAAGGUAGACGUCCAGGCUUUGGCGUUCGCCCACGCCGGGAUCAAUGUCGGCCUUGAUAUCUGGAUGUUCGUUCUUCCCCUAACCCAGCUUUACCACAUCGGCCUCAAGACAAGGAAGAAAAUUGGUGUUAUCUUAAUCUUCGGCGUUGGAAUAUUCCUUAUUGUUGUCAGCUGUCUACGUAUUCCAUUCAUGAUAGAUUUCAACGGGAGUCUGAACGCGACAGCCGACUCUCAAGGAAUCGUUAUCUGGUCAAAUUUGGAGAGUGGCGUGGGCAUCCUCGUGGCCUGUCUACCUCAUACUCAACCACUCUUACGAGCUACCAUGAUGCGCGUGAGGUCCAUGGAGCUAUUCUCAAGGUACUCUGGCGAUAGUCAAGGGAUAUUCAUCAGUCGACCCCUUGCCACUAUCGACGUUACGCGACUCGAUGGAACUACAGUCAUAAAUUCGGAUGACAUCAUUUUAAAUGAUACGGGAGGUCUGCUCACUGUAGAUAAGAACACUUCGCUAGAAGAGGGUGAUCAAAAGCCUGACAGUAUGAGCGUUUCAAGCAUCACGGGUAGAGAUGCGAGGCCAAUCACAUAA
Messenger RNA from Fusarium sp. VM40, 1350 nucleotides. Lineage: Eukaryota; Fungi; Ascomycota; Sordariomycetes; Hypocreales; Nectriaceae. The record is from the annotation of a GenBank genome assembly.